AUGCUUUGCCGUUAUACCAUUGCGGGCGUUCUGGUCUUGGCUGGAUUGUUUGGCUCCAGUGAGAGCACACCAACCAGUACCCCGGCCGCUACCAGCAACCAGGCUGCCGCUAGCCAAUACGACUAUAUCAUUGUAGGUGGUGGACUGACUGGGCUCGUUGCCGCAACCAGACUCAGCGAAGAUCCAAAUGUUUCCGUCUUGGUGAUAGAAUAUGGUGCAGAAGACCGUACCAACGUGACCAAGAUUCCUUACUAUGCCACGACCCUCAACACGGCAUCUUUGCGCUCCUUGUAUUCUGCUCCAGAACCCCAGGCAGGAAAUCAAACAUUCUUGGUCACUGUUUCCCAAGUCGCUGGCGGCGGCUCUCAAGUCAAUGGCAUGGCAUGGAACUAUGGGUCCGCAGGGGACUAUGACGGUUGGGAGGCCUUGGGCAAUCCGGGCUGGGGAUGGGAGAGCAUUUCUUCCCAUGUGAAAAAGGAUGUCCAGUUUACAGUUCCCAAGCCAGAUAUUGAGGCCCUGUACAAUUAUUCGUACGACGCCUCGGCGUAUGCCACUGAAGCAUAUGCUCAAAGCUCAUUUCCCGAGUUUCAAUACCCCGACAUGUACAGGUAUAUUGCGGCUUUCGAUGAACUAGGAGAUGUUCCGGAAAUCCAAGAGCAAGCAAAUGGAAAUAAUGCCGGCGGCCGAUAUUUCGUGCCUGCCGCAAUAGACCCAACCACCAUGACGCGUGCAUCAUCAUUAUAUGCUUACUACGACAAGGUGUCGAGCAGGAGUAACUUGAAGCUCCUUCUGAAGCAUCAAGUUAGGGAGAUUGUCCUCUCGAAUAGUACCGAGGAUGACUUAAUUGCAACUGGGGUCAAUGCCUUGGAUCGUGAGACUAAUCAAACCGUCUCCUUUACAGCAAGUGUAGAGGUUGUUCUUGCUGCUGGUGGCGUAUACACACCUCAGCUCCUCCAGUGGAGUGGGAUCGGACCCAAGUCGGUCCUUGAAUCUAGCGGGAUUGCAACAAAGUUAGACUUUCCGGCAGUCGGCAGCAACUUUCAGGAUCAUCCUGUGGCCUAUUACUCGUGGGAUCUCAACAACCCUACCUUUCCCAGGGCCACUGAACUCACUGCAAAUGCCACUUUUUGGGACGAAGCGGUUGACCUUUAUUUCAACAACCUCACGGGCCCCUUGACCAAAGCCCAAGCUAAUUAUAUAUCGUUUCCUGCCCUCUCGGCAAUUGCUGAUGAUUCUGAUACUUUGGUCGCCAAUCUUCUAGAACAGACCGAGGGAGCAUACUUGCCUGACAUUUAUGCCUCGUAUCCUGAGCUGGUGGCUGGCUACGAAGCACAGAAGCGACUCUUGGCAGCUCAGCUUGCCAAUGGCUCGGUAUCGGCAGUUGAAAUUCCAGUGGGGGGCAACGGGGGAAUGCUCAAUGCCCUGCAGAAGCCUCUGAGCCGCGGUACUAUUCAUUUGAAUGCGAGCGAUGUGUAUGGGGAGCCUGUCGUGUCCUACAAUUUCCUGUCCAAUCCAUUCGAUCGAGCCAUCUUAUUCCGAUCCCUCGAAUACACUCGCAGGCUGCAAAACACGUCGGCAGUGGCGUCUCUGGAGCCUGUAGAGGUAUGGCCCGGUGCCAAUACCACUACUGAAGAUGCUGCCUUGCAGGCCAUGAUUGACGUCGGUUGGCUUCGCCCCAGCUUUGCUCAUCCUAGUUGUACUUGUCCCAUGCUGCCACGAGAGUUGGGCGGGGUGGUCAAUUCAGAUCUGCAAGUCUACGGCGUUCAGAGGCUGAGCAUUAUUGAUGCUAGUAUCUUGCCCGUAUUGCCGGCAGCCCAUCUCCAGGCAACCAUGUUUGCAGUGGCCGAGAAAGCUAGCGACAUAAUCAAAGCCCGUUCUUGA
Molecule: messenger RNA, 1881 nt
Organism: Pestalotiopsis fici W106-1
Lineage: Eukaryota; Fungi; Ascomycota; Sordariomycetes; Amphisphaeriales; Sporocadaceae
Exons: 5
Coding region: 1-1881 (626 amino acids)
Biological process (GO): secondary metabolite biosynthetic process
Molecular function (GO): oxidoreductase activity, acting on CH-OH group of donors; flavin adenine dinucleotide binding
Source: RefSeq, a predicted model, not a curated record